UUUUUUGGCCAACACAAGGACAGUAUUCUUUAUGGUGUCUGUAGGUAUCACAAGAGAGUUGUUUCCCUCCAGGUACUCUUGAGCAGAAGUCAGGCGGAGAUGCGUACACACUUCCACUUCUUUAACGAAAUGUUUCUUCCCUUCUCUAUGAAGGCGAAGGAACUUAAUUGUGUUCUUGCCAUAUUCGCAGUUGAGGACUUCUACAUCCUUGAUCUGCAGAGAAAAUAUGUGACAGCUGUAAAGGAACUCAAUGGAAGCCUGAGAGCCUACUCAGUGCUCGCCCUGUGCUGCCGAGAAACCAAAAUGCCUGCGGGAUCUGCACCGUGUCACCUUGCUGUGCUAUUGCUUCUUUCCUCCACGCCCCUGUGGGCAGCUGAGAUUUCCUGCAGGAAUGAAGAUGGGGAGAUGGUCGAUUGGUUUGCUCUUUACAAGUUGCCAAAACAUGCCAAAGGAGAGAUUCCUAUGCUGGGGCUGGAGUACAUGUACAUGGACACCCUGGCUCCGCAGUGGCAGCUCGGUAAAUACCUCAUCAACAUGACACAGGGUGCUCUGGGACAAACACUGAAGCAGCUGUACGAGAUGUAUGAAUCUGAGAGGAACAGCAUUGCGUAUGCAAUAUACAACGAUGAGGUCCCUGAAUCAGACUCCAAUAGUUGGCAAAGAGGACAUACCAAAGGAUUUCUGCUCUUGGACAAAUCCCAAGGCUUCUGGGUGAUUCACAGCGUGCCCCUGUUCCCUCCCAUCCCUGAGGAUGGUUAUGGGUACCCAGCUAGUGGGGAGUCCUACGGACAGACAGCCAUCUGUAUAACCUUCAAAUAUGACCAGUUCACAGAAAUAGAUCAACAGAUGCUGAGCUAUAAUCCAGGAAUCUACAGCUGUUCCAUCCCUAACAUCUUUCAAGCUGAUCUCCCAAACCUACAGAAGCUCUGUGCAGGGUCCAGGCUGCCCUCGGUCCCCUUGCGCCACCUCUCCAAGCUCCAGUCAGCUCAGGGGGAAACCUUUCUUCACUUUGCAAAGUCACACUUGUUCAUAGAUGAUAUCUACGUGGCCUGGAUGGCUCAGGAACUGAAAACCGAUUUGUUGGCUGAAUCCUGGCAGCAUUCUGGUCAAAAACUUCCCUCAAAUUGCUCUCUCAACUACCACGUCUAUAACAUAAACCUAAUAGGGAUGCCAUUGAAUUCCACCUUUUAUUCCAUUAACGAUCAUUCCAAAUGGGCUGUUUCAAGGAAAUCCAAAGAUCAGUGGACCUGCAUCGGAGACUUAAACCGCGCUGCCGAGCAAGCUUGGAGAAGUGGUGGGUUCAUCUGUACACAGAAUGAACACAUCUAUAAAGCCUUCAGGCAUUUGAUAAUCCACUACAAAAAUUGCACCAAUACUUUCACAUGGAUGUAAUGAACCGUUCCUCCCAAACAGCACAGCCCCUCAUGACAUAGAAAGUGUAGGAAAUGUCUCUCUUAAACUAUAUUUUCUCUCUGAAGAAUGGCCCUGUGAGUUGCCAGAUGUGUCACACCUUCACCUUCUUAGCCAUAAAAGCAGGUGGUGUGCAGGUAAAUGAUGGCUGUUUUUCUCUGGGUGCUGGGCCAGCAGGCUCUGCCUGUGCUGAGCCACGCUCCCUCCGCUCUCUCCUGGCCCUCUGGCCACCAGCGCCGGGCCGGGCCGCUGCUGCACAAGGCUGCCCCAAAGCACCUCACAGGCAUCCCUGGGGCAGCCUCUGAGUGACGCCGGACAUGGGACAGCAGGGACAACAGAAACCUGCCUUGUUAGCUGGGUUGUCGGGGCUGGGCAGUUAGCAAGAGAAAAAAAUACCCCAAAAUGCUUCAAAAUCGCCCCGUGUUCCAGGCGCUGUUGAGAUCAAUCACAGCAUUUCUGCUCAGUUUGGGCUGAAUCUCGUAAGAGCUGACAUAAUUGGAUACAGACAGGGAGAUGAGUAGACUUGCAGACAGAAAGCUCUCAUUUUACAUGAUUAAUUUUUAGAGAAGAAGUGAGCUUUAAAUCAUUUGUAACCAAUGGCUUGGGAGUAUUUCUCGUGCUUUUAUUCAUAUACAGCAAUCUUAUGAACAAAUAAACAUGUCCAAAAUAUGAAUAAGCAAAAUAAAUUAAGAGCGAAAAUGG
Messenger RNA from Tyto alba (common barn owl), 2112 nucleotides. RefSeq names its product deoxyribonuclease 2 beta (gene DNASE2B). Gene Ontology annotation, molecular function: deoxyribonuclease II activity. Lineage: Eukaryota; Metazoa; Chordata; Aves; Strigiformes; Tytonidae. The record is from RefSeq and is a predicted model, not a curated record. Bases 100 to 1392 code for a protein of 430 amino acids. The transcript is spliced from 7 exons. Gene Ontology annotation, biological process: apoptotic DNA fragmentation.